AUGGCGGGGGGCUAUUUUGACCUUCCGACCUCCCGCCCUAACGCACCUGAUACAGAGUCAAGGAUAUCAGGGCUGUGUUCUACGCCACUGUCUGAUAACUCUCAACAAUCAAUGUCGCGGGAGCGAAAGUUGAGUAGAGCACAGGGCAGGCGUCGGAAUGCAAGCAUUCUGAAAAGCACGAGCCAUGCUCAGACUGCCCAGUCCAACGUCAACGAAGCUGGCGGGUCCCAGGUCGAAUCCCGGUUGGAUCGAAGGGGGAAGCUGCCGCAAAGACCAUCUCCCACUGUCAACAUUCCAGGUAUCCAGGGAAAAGGCUCCUCAAGCUGCCCAGUGGCACCCCUACUGAAUGGAGACCACACUAGUGCAUCAGUGGAUGUCACCAACCUGACGAUCAUCCCCCGACCCAGCCUACCGGACACUUUAGGGGAGCAUGGGAUCCAGAAUACAAAUGUCAAGGGGCGAGCCAUCUGCUUCGCACAUCAAAGGGUCCACAGAUUUGCAUCCCUUCUCAAUUGCUCACAAAAAUCUCCGAAGUCAAGCUCCCUAGCGUCAUCACUUGCCACCACUCCCACCCAAGUGGUAUAUCCGACAGGAGAUGGGGAUAAAUUGCCAGUGAUCAGCUUUCCCAAAACACAACAACCAUUCGAAGACUCACUAGAUGAACAUGAAACGGACUUCAUAGACGGGCGAUCAACACCGCACUCCCCUGAAGCCCAAUAUUUAGAGCAACAAAUGUCCCCUCGAGACCUGAACUUUCUGAGCCGUCUUCGUCCUCCAUCAUCUGGUCUGGGCUCUGGGCACAUCGAGCUCUGUGAGGAUAGGGACUCUUACGAAUCCGCUGAACGGCCUUCGCACUACCGCGGAGGCGUUCUCUCAUCUAUACUGAAGCUAUAUGACCAACCCCACCACAAAGCUCCUCGGGAUACCCAUCAAAGUCAAUCACAAGACAGGGGACGCUAUGGACGCUCUCGACAUGGGAGUCUCUCCGAGUGGAGUGGCCGUGGACUGUCCCCGGACUCCAUCUGGAAACCAAACAGGAGAUGGUAUGACAAGUCAUCUACCCGUUCCAGUAUCUCCUUGGCCGGAUCUUCAUACAACUCCAGCUCCCCUUUGGCGACUCUCACGCGGUCCCGGAGUAGCGGAGCCGCUGUCCCAGGCUUAGGUGGUAGCCCCCGGGGCAAGCCUCAAUACGAUGACGAAGUCCAUAUCACUGUGCAUAUUGCGGAGCUUCUAUGCCGCCAACGGUAUCUGAUCCGGCUUUGUCGGGCUUUGAUGAAGUUUGGAGCCCCAACCCAUCGGCUGGAGGAAUACAUGCGCAUGACUGCGCGUGUAAUCCAGAUCGACGGCCAAUUCUUGUACAUACCUGGCUGUAUGAUCAUCUCCUUUGACGAUGCAUCCACCCACACCACCGAGGUCAAGGUCGUUCGUUCAACCCAAGGUAUCGAUUUGGGUAAGCUGGCCGAUGUCCACGAGAUCUACAAGGAGGUGAUACAUGACGUUAUUGGCGUCGAGGAGGCAGUGACCCGGCUCGAUGAAGUCAUGAGGAAGCCGAGCAAAUUUCACAUUCUCUUCCUCAUAUUUGCGCACGGAUGUGCCAGUGCGUCAGUUGGUCCAUUUGCUUUCAACGCACGACCAGUCGAUAUCCCUGUCGCGUUCCUCCUGGGGUGUCUUCUUGGGGUGCUACAGCUUAUUCUGUCCCCCAAAUCGAGCUUAUACUCCAAUGUGUUUGAGAUAUCUGCAGCAGUCUUGACGUCUUUCCUUGCACGUGCUUUUGGAAGCAUCAGGUUCCAAGGAGAGCCUCUCUUCUGCUUCUCUGCACUCGCACAGUCUUCCAUUGCCCUUAUCCUGCCGGGAUACACGGUCCUUUGUGCCAGUUUGGAGCUCCAGUCACGCAGUAUCAUCGCAGGUUCCGUCCGCAUGGUCUAUGCCAUCAUCUACUCGCUUUUCCUUGGGUUUGGAAUUACCAUUGGCACUGCUGUGUACGGACUUCUUGACGCUCAGGCUUCAACGGCAUACACAUGUCCCGCGAGUCCAAUCCGCAAUGAAUACCUUCAAAGAUUUCCAUUCGUCAUUUUGUUCACCGUGUGCCUAGCCAUUGUCAACCGCGCCAAAUGGAGGCAAAUGCCAAUCAUGUUGUUCAUCUCCCUGGCAGGCUAUGCUACCAAUUACUUCAGUGCCAAGCGCUUCUACGCCAAUACCCAAGUGUCUAAUGCCCUAGGCGCGUUUGUCAUUGGCGUCGUGGGAAACUUCUACAGCCGACUACGACAUGGACUUGCUGCUGCAGCCAUGCUACCAGCAAUAUUUGUUCUUGUCCCAUCUGGCCUCGCAGCUAGCGGCUCACUCAUCUCCGGCAUUACCUCUGCAGAAGAGAUCACGCGGUCUCCAUACGCAGUUGUCAAUAACGGAACACAAGGGUUUAUGGACGCUGCCAAAAACCGAUCGGCCGAUCAGGCCAGAGACCAGAGCUAUGGUGUUGUCUUCGACAUUGGAUAUGGCAUGGUCCAGGUUGCUAUUGGCACCACCGUGGGCCUCUUCCUGGCCGCUUUAGUGGUCUAUCCUCUUGGCAAGAAGAGGAGUGGACUAUUCAGCUUCUAG
Molecule: messenger RNA, 2595 nt
Organism: Penicillium salamii
Lineage: Eukaryota; Fungi; Ascomycota; Eurotiomycetes; Eurotiales; Aspergillaceae
Source: the annotation of a GenBank genome assembly